Messenger RNA from Liolophura sinensis, 4348 nucleotides. RefSeq lists its product as uncharacterized. The coding region runs from base 101 to 3148 and encodes 1015 amino acids. Gene Ontology annotation, biological process: regulation of transcription by RNA polymerase II. Gene Ontology annotation, cellular component: nucleus; cytoplasm. The record is from RefSeq and is a predicted model, not a curated record. Gene Ontology annotation, molecular function: RNA polymerase II transcription regulatory region sequence-specific DNA binding. Lineage: Eukaryota; Metazoa; Mollusca; Polyplacophora; Chitonida; Chitonidae. The transcript has 5 exons.
CUUCGUAUUUGAAAUCGACAGGAGGCAGAAAUAGAUGCAGUUCACAAAGGUACUGUGUUGUAAGAACGGGGUAAAUUGAUGGGAACUCCUAGCCGCUACCAUGGCCGGUAUUUCCUUUCGAACAGACCGGACGGGACAGCGAAAUUCCCCUGUUACCGCGAGAUGCAUUGCGAUAGUCUUGGGACCCGACCGAAGUCUGAAAACGAAGAAAGAAAAAGAUAAUCGUGUAGUAGAUCCCAUAACAGGUCAAGAAAUUUUGGACACCGAAAAACACAUUGACUCGGACAAGCGUUCACAGGAACCUCCUUCUGCAAGAAAAAUUGAUUCUUCCAAUGGGAAAGAGAUUUUCGAAGAGUUUAAGGUUCGGAACCGAACCUGCUACUGGAACCCGGCUCUUGUAGAGAGUGUAAAAAACUUGGAAUACCUCGGCUUUGUAGAGCCGUGCACACUUCUGGUAGGUGGAGAGGACCUUCACUUGGAAAAUGUACGCACAGCCUGGGGGAGACAUGUUCUCAAACCGCCUGCCAACUUUGUCAUUGAGAAAAUCGGGGAUGUUGGUGGAAUUCAGAUGCAGGUUGUCCCUCAGACACAGUUCAUUCCUCUGCCCGAGUCCCUCUGUCUCAUCAUCAUGGAUCUCAACAACAACCGCAUUAUUGCCACUCUAGACUUGAUUCGGGAACGUCUUGCUCACUGUUACGGACCAGACAUGCAACUCCCCAACGAUCAGCUUAUCUAUGAUACCCUUGGACAACUUAUUCGGGAGAGAAAAGUGUUUCAUACAGAAUGCUACAUGGGAGAAGGAAGUGGAUAUUUUGUGGUGACGCCUGACACAUACCGACUGCGCACAGAUGACCACAGCCAGACAUACGGCACUGCCAUGGUGCAGUACCAUCCUAUGUACAUACCUGUCCCCCAUUUCAGCCACCUCCCACCUGGUUACCAUGCCAACAGGGCUGCCCAAAUGAGGACAAUUUCAUGUCAGACAAAGGGUGAGAGUGACCCUCCCAGUCGAGGCAGGGUCAAACUGGAGCGCAGCCAUAGCAUGAAGGGUUCCAAGGGUAAAGAUCUACCCCAGAAAGAGUGUGUGGAUGAGCCAGAGUUAAAGAGAAGCAUGUCCGUCAAGUACAAGACUGAGAGGGGGAAGACAGUGUACAAGGAUAUUAACCUGAAGAACAGUAACCUCAACCAGGAGAAAGACAAAGGUGAGAAGGUUUCAUUGCUGAGUAAACUGUUUGGAAAAGGAAAGAAGAAAGCCCCGCCUCCACCGCCUGUCAAAGAGGUGGAGUAUGCAUCAUUCUCUGCUCAGUUCCCGCCUCCUGAAUGGCAGUGGUACCAGCAGCAGAUUGAGAAACAUCGGCGAGUAGAAGACUGGGUAAAAAACCAGAUCCCUAAGUCCGAGACCUGGCCCUACCUGCAGGCUCCCCCCUAUAGUGUCGAAUACAACGGGGCAAAGCCUAUGGCAGUGUUUGCCCCAGGAGAGCAGCCACAUCAGGGACAGUUCAUGCAGGCACCCUGUCCAGUGCACUCCGGUGGGGAACCUGACCAUCAUGGCAUGGACAGCCAUCAGCGAGCAGCCACCUUACCUCCACACAGACACUCCAAGCGAAAACAGGGUCGCAGCAAGUCGCUAACACGACCCGAAGCUGGACGGCACAAGGGCAACUCUGAACUGACCCGUAGUGCGGAGAGACUGAAGUUGUCGUAUGAGAGCUAUGAGCAUGGAGGCAGUAGUGUUGAGGUGAAAGAAAAUGCUGACCCUCAGUUACAGGGACCUCCACAUCCUAUCCAUAGCUUCAUGUCUGUAGAUGAACAUCCCUAUGGUAUCCCCUACCACAGUACCCCAAGGGAGCCAGGUGUGCCCAUGCCGGGCAUGCCUAUGUUACUUCAGCCUCACCCAUCGUACAUGGACGAAUCGUACCAGCCACGUAAAGGGGAGAUGUUUACGGAACACAGUGUCCAGGCUUACGGGAAGCACGACAGCAAGGAGCCCCAUUACAACAGGAGAGCUUACAAGGCCAAGAAGAAACAGCAAAGGGCCAGCGAGAAUCAUAGAAGAAGCUUUAAUGAAGGAGACAUCAGUUACGAAUAUAAAGGUAAACUGCCUAAGAAGGAGUCUUCUUUCGCUGUAUCUUGUGAGAGUGGGGUCAACUGUGUUGGUCAACUGAGCAAUGAUGACGACGGUAAACCGGGCCAAGUUUCUAGUCACCUGGGUCAGGUCCAUGAUGGUCAGCCUGGGUCAGAGAGUCAGGGGCGAGCUGGUCAAGCUGACCACAGCCAUUCUCGCCACAAGUCUUAUCUCAUGAACAAUAGUGUGAUGAAGAAAUCCCAUCGACACAAACACAGAGGCCACAGAGAAAAGUGUAUCCCGGAGGAGAGUGAGGUGAAGGAUGCUGAUGACUCUGCUGAGAUUCAAGAACAUUUCAAAGCCAUGAAUGUGGAAAAGGUUGACGUUUGUGUUCAUAGAAACUUUGAGGAGUCUCAGCUGCAUGUGGAGGCUCAAAUCACCACGAAUGCUGUAUCCACAACAGGCAGUAGUGGAGAGGCUAUUAAUUCAAACAGCGGGCAGAGCUGCGAAACUGUCCUAGACAACCACAAAAACAUUUAUUCAAAGGAGGACAAUAAAGCUGGCGAAAAUGUGACGAUGGAUGGGAAGGAGGUCAGUGUUGGGGACAGUGGGUUUGGCUCACCUAGGAAUGUGGAAGUGUCCCCUGAUAACAAGUUUCCUGCUGGGGACAGCACCACUGAUAGCAUCCAGGCCAACACCCUCCCACAGACUAAGCACGGCCUUAACAUUCUGCGGAACACUGACCGUAUGGCCAGGAAGUACCCCCAACACAGAAGCAGCAGUGGCUCAGCCUAUGCCGCCCACAUCAGUCCCUAUGCCAAUGGCUGCCCAAUACCUCUCAACAACCAGAGACCCAAGGAGUCAAACAUAGACACGGCUCACAAGCAGCGACCCAAAUCCCAAGGGGACGUGCUAGUCCACCCGUACCCCUCCCAGAAUGAUGUGGUACCCUACCAAUUCAACUCACAAGGGGACAUGAUACCCCCUCAAUACAGCUCCCAAAAUGUCAUGGAUGAAAAACUGUUACAAGUCUCCAGGAAGUUUCAGAUGGAAGGAGACUUUGAAGUUGUAGGUGUGGUUUAGUGCAUGAAAAGAUUCCGCUUCUGUCAUGGUAAAGCGUCAUCUAUUUUAGUCAAGGUUUUUAGACAUAUCUGUACUGUUAUCGUUGAUAUUAUCAAUUGAUAUUCUUCAUUUUUGUAGCAUAAUUAUGUUAUUUAAUAAUGGCUGUAUAUAGUUUUAUGUGUAAAUUAUUUUUUUCUGUACAUAUUAUGGGCGAGUAAAGAUUUCUUUUCCACCCUUGAUGUGGUGUUACAACCUGACAUCCUGGUGAAGUCAUCAUUAAAAACUUUGAUGUAAAUGUAGAUAGAUAAUUGCUCAAGUGGCCUUUCUGCCUAUCAUUGUGUUUAACAGUAACUGAGCCAUCAACUGUUUUGUUUGGCCAUGUUUCACAUUGUUAAAUCUUUUAUCAAUACUUUACGCAAGAAAGGAGAGAAAAAAAUAUCUCAAAAGACUAAAGCCUUGGAAAAAAUGUCACAUUUUAUUGUAAAGUUUUAAGAAGAUUUUUGAAGGUGAGUAAAUGUUGUGAUACUUUAAUGUAGACUUGUAUGUCUGGGUUUUAAACCAAGAAUUUACCACAAUUCCAUUUGUGUACAUGUAGUUGUGUCAGUAUGCGUUUGAUUAGCUCUGCCAGAGUGGAUGAAUUCAGUGUGGAUUUGUGUGUGAUAGUUGCUCAGAUAUCCCAGCCUCGUCAAUACCUAGUGCAAUUUCGUGGCUUUUUAAAGUAGUUUAUUAAGUGUCUCUGUUGUCCGCAAAAAACUUUAAACUGUUAGCAGAGAAUUACUUCUAUUUUUUCUCUAAUCAUGUUCCUUGUAACCACACUGUUAUCGAGUGGUUCCUGAUCAAGCUGAAAAUCUUGUAUUAAAGGAAUUUGUCUAAAUGUGGCUUCAGUUCAUUCUAGCUUAGCAAAUCCUUUCAAUAAUUAAUUUAUAUGUACAUUAUUCAAACUUUUUUAAAACUCUGACUGCAUAGUGUUGGUUUAAAUGAUACAUACACGUAUACCGCCAUAUAAAAAUCUGAAAGAGGCUGGCAUUUCUACGGUAGAGUCUUUAACUUUAACACAAUGUUCCAGGGUACAAGGAGACAUAUUUGUCUAUUCUAUAAUGUGUAGUUAACUGAAAGUAUCUACCAACGCUUUCUCAACAGUUGAAUCUUACCUUUAUCUUUGUCACUGUUCUUCAAUGCCUUCUGUCUUUGCUCAUCUCUUAAACUAUUACCUAGGUAAUC